UCAUUGCAGGCUGUUUGAACGCACUGGAUUUUAACAUGUUAGUAGGAGUAUCUGAUUUACUGAGGGCUUUCUGCGGUAGACCCACUUUGCCGGUGGCAGACAACAUUGCAGCAGCCUGUGUGACUCUUAAGCAAAGUGCACCUGGAGGGUUGCUAUUAGGCAACGACUUUGAUGAAACUGAACGACACAUGCGCUCUCGGCUUUAGUUAAAGUAAUGUGGACACGCCCGCCAGCAGAGACAACAGAGCUGCUACCUAAAGAAAGGUGAGAGGGUGAGCAAACUUACAGGAGAGAACACUUUGGACUCUGAGUGGACACACCAACUCACCGACAUCUGUUUGGGGUCAAUUAGUAGCGGAGGUGCACCAAAACAACAAGAAAAAAAGCUCGGAAUGGAGCUGUUCUCCUGGACAGGACUGUGCUGCUGAGGAGUCUUUCUUAUCCUUCUCACAAAGCCCUUAGUAGGUUAUUACCGGGUGUUUUUACCACCGGGGUUUAAAGAGUUCACCAAAGCACCGAGACGAAUUCAUUGGUGUGAGUUUGAAGGUGACUUGGUGUUGAGCGCCCGCGCCGGGACCAUGGCCUCCUCGCGGGACAGCUGCUUCUGGUUGCUCUGGAGACGGACCAUCAUCGCUCUGUGGCUGUGCGCGCUCGGGGUGCGCGGAGCGGAGGAUGAGAGCACAUUCAAUGGAGAGUCCUGGUUGAGGAUGUACGGCUACCUGCCCCAGGUCAGCAGGCAGAUGUCCACCAUGCGUUCAGCCCAGAUCUUGUCCAGCGCUAUCAGUGACAUGCAGCGCUUCUAUGGCCUGGAGGUCACUGGACAGAUGGACCCGCAAACCAUCAGAGCCAUGAAGCGACCCCGCUGUGGAGUCCCUGACAAGUUUGGAGGCCAAAUCAAAACCAAUGUGCGGAGGAAACGCUAUGCGCUCACCGGACAUAAAUGGAACAAGAGUCACCUCACCUACAGUAUCCAGAACUACACUCCUAAAAUCGGAGAGUAUAACUCCUACGAGGCUAUCCGGCGGGCCUUCAAAGUCUGGGAGAAGGUCACCCCGCUGACCUUUGAUGAAAUCCCCUACCAGGAGAUCAAAUAUGGCCGCCGCAAGGAGCCUGACAUCAUGAUCUUCUUUGCCUCGGGUUUCCAUGGGGACAGCUCUCCGUUUGACGGGGAGGGGGGCUUCCUGGCCCACGCCUACUUUCCCGGCCCCGGCAUGGGAGGGGACACACACUUUGACUCUGAUGAGCCCUGGACCAUCGGCAACCACAACCUACAAGGUAACGACCUUUUCCUGGUAGCAGUCCAUGAGCUGGGCCACGCUCUGGGCUUAGAGCACUCCAAUAACCCCCUUGCCAUCAUGGCUCCUUUCUACCAGUGGAUGGAGACUGAGGACUUCCAGCUGCCUGAAGAUGACCGGCGUGGCAUUCAGCAAAUCUAUGGUCAGCCAGACAGCGACCCCACCCAGGCCCUGCCCACAGUGACGCCUCGUCGCCCGGAGGCCCGCCCUCCACAGUCGCCCCCUCGGCACCCCGACCGGCCCAGGACCACCGACAGACCAGACCACUAUGGACCCAACAUCUGUGAAGGAAACUUUGACACAGUCACUAUGCUCCGAGGAGAGAUGUUCGUCUUUAAGGGCCGCUGGUUCUGGCGGGUUCGUCGGAACAGGGUUCUGGAUAACUACCCCAUGCCUAUCAGUCACUUCUGGAGAGGUCUGCCUGGAGACAUAGACGCUGCCUACGAGAGACACGACGGCAAGUUUGUCUUCUUCAAAGGAAGCAGAUUCUGGCUUUUCCGAGAGGCCAACCUGGAGCCCGGCUAUCCACUGGAGCUGACAGAUUACGGCCGAGACAUUCCCUAUGACCGAAUAGACACAGCCAUCUGGUGGGAGCCAUCCGGCUACACCUACUUCUUCCAGGGAGACUGGUACUGGCGUUUCAACGAACAGUCCCGCUCCGCCGACAGAGAUUACCCUAAACCAAUCAGCGUAUGGGGCUCUUCAGUCCCAUCCACUCCCAAGGGGGCCUUCCUCAGCGAUGACGGAGCAUACACAUACUUCUACAAAGGCUCCAAGUACUGGAAGUUUGACAACCACCGCAUGAAAAGCGAGCCCGGUUACCCCAAGUCGAUCCUGCGGGACUUCAUGGGCUGCACCGUGGACCUGGACCCAGACCGAGACCGUGACAGGGACACUGACACAGGACGCAAGUACCCUGACGUGAACCGUCCGCCAUUCAACCCGGACGCCGGACGGGAUGGUGACAAGGGCAAAGACAAAGGUGGAAAGGAUCGUGAUGGGACAGGCAAGGAUACCGGCAAAGGCUCCGACAACGGUGACGAUGAAGACUACCGCGAGGGACGGGAGGAGGACACCAACGAGGUGGAUGUGGUGCUGAAGGUGGACGACAGCGAGGAGCGGACCAUGAACAUCCUUAUGGUGACCAUCCCACUCUUCCUGGUGCUGUGCAUCCUGGGAUUGAUCUACGCCAUCAUUAACACACUGCAGAGAAAAGGAGCGCCACGGCUGCUGGUGCACUGCAAGCGCUCACUGCAGGACUGGGUCUGAACCCAAUCAUAGGGAUGAUGGACUCUGAACUCUAGAUGGACCUUAUGCAGCCCAUCACCUCCCCCGGCCCCCCUUCAGUGGUCUGUCUGUCUCGAGUCUCUGUGCCCCCCCAAACUUGUAGUACAUGUGGUAGUAGAUGCAUUCAUGCAAAUACUGUACUGAUCUAGAUACAUGCACACACAUAAAAAUAGCAAACGCAAACAUACUAGAAGCACGCACAAACAUACACACACACACACACACACACACACACACACACACACACACACAUGUGUCCUUAUCAGUGCUGGGAGCAACACGUUACAGUUAUUAGCUGACUUCACCAGUAAGAAAAUAAUGUAAGGGAUUAGGUUUUCAUUUUCAGUAAUCACAUUACAGUUACUGUUCCAAUAAAAAUGCCAUUACUUGCAUUACUUAGGACUUACUGAGUUAUUACAGCAAAUUUAACACUUCAGAAAUGCACCGAUCAGCAAUACGCUGCCGAUCAAAUCGCUCAUUCCUGCUCAGUUACAGUGUGUUGAUAUUGGCUUGUAGGCUAUACUUGCUGCUGCACAGUAGCUGCUGAACAGAAGAGAGUGUGAAGCCACCAGAGUAACCUUAAUGAAAACACCGCCCUAUGAAAAUAUAGUGACGUACUGAGGGAGAUCAUUCAAUAUCUUUCUGACAUGGGCACAAUCCACUAGCUCCUCCUCAUAUUUUUUUUUGAAAGUUAGCAAUUCUCAGUGGGGGGGGGGGGAUAAUACUGAGGUGACCUGAGGUGUAGUUUGGUGAGGGUUUGCCCCCACCAGACGGAAUCCUCAUUUUUAUUCUUGUCCACUGAAGGCAGUAUGAGCAGUGUAAUUUAAAACAGCCUAUAAUCCAUAGACUAGAAGACUGAUGAAGGCAACUCCUCAACAAUUAGGAUAAUAUUUUUUCUAUCAUUUGUCUUCCAAAUGCUCUGGACACUGCUGCGAUUACAGCUUAAAUGAAUAAUGUUGAACAGUGUCUGGGCUUCAGAACGUAAUGCAAAAGUAAAGUAAUUACUAAUCUAUAGGAAGUAAUUUGUAAUGUGAUUGCAAUCUGUGGAAAGUAAUAAGUAGUUUUACUUCAUUGCUUUUUCAUGAGUAACUUCCCCAACACUGGCCCUUACAUAUACAUAUACAUAUACGUACACAUAUACACACUUACACACACACCUAACCUCUUUCCCUCUCCCAUGGUGCUCUACAAUGCGUUAACUGUAGUCUAUUUAUAAGAGAGAAGUUUGCACAUUGUUUUCUUGUUGUUUUUGUUGUGGUUCAUAUUGUGUGACUUAGAUUUUUUUUUUUAAUGUUAUUAUUAUUUCUAAACCAGGAAGGCCGCUCUAUUCUCUCCUUAAGUGUCUCUCUUCCCCUCACCUCCUCCUUAUCUCAGGAGGGGCUUUUUCUCUCAGAUACCUGACAUUUUCUUAUGCUAUCUUGCCAAAAGAAACAAAGAGAGGGUUGGGAAAGAAAGGCAGACUUAGAGCUCAAACCCCGAGUUUCUGCAGUGUUUCAGGUGGGAUUCGAUUUGGCAGCCAUUUAUGUACUAUGGUCGAACAUUGGGGAGGUUUAAUCAUUCAGGUCGUUUUCACAUGGAUUGGCCGUUCGUGGUUUGAAUCCAUUGAAUAGUUGAAUCUUUGUUGUAUUGCUCAUUUAAUUUGUUUUGGUUUCACACAGCAAAAAACUCAAAUGAACCAAAAUGUAUCAACAAAAUCAUUCAGGAGCUGUCACCUAAUUGGUCAGUGUUUUGUUUUUUUUCCUCCCCUGUCAUUUUAUUGUCUGGUCACACUUGACCGAUACAAUUUCUAGCAUGGGCAUGGAGCGCCAACAGCAGCUUUGGCAUUUGUUCAUUACUGCAAUGAUCUUGUUGGCCAUAUACCAAGAGAGCAAUGCAUUUCAGCCCUCAAUUCGUUUAGCUUCCAUUUUGCUAACUGGUAGCUGCUAAUGCUACCAAGUUGCUUCUUCCGGUCUUUAUUUAUGAGCACAUAAUGCACAGUGGAGUCUGCUACGGGAGCUGCUCUUGUUCACACCACUGUUCGUAAACCGCUCUGGAGUUGGUUUGUGACCGGACUGAUAGAAACCACCAGCUCAACAGGUGUUAAAGGGCCCUCACAAAACUGCUUGGUUGAUGCCGUAAACAGCAUAAAAAUGAGUCGUGCAUUCACUAACUUUGGGUGUGUUCAGCCAAAUUUAUGAGUUACUCUAAUCGCAGGAGAGUCAGUUUGUGCAUGAGAGAAAACAAGGGAGAUAAAAAGCAAAGCAGUGACCUUUGACCUGAACAGGCUGUAGCGCCACAAACACUACACAGUAAUCACAUGGUGCAGCUAAUGUACCGUGUAGUUUGUAAUGGACUUUUUAUAGCUGCCGGUUUUUAAAAGGACUUUGUUAACUGUACAAGGAACCUCAGUGAAGACUGAGGUCUCUCUGUCGUAAAGAUCCCAGAGAUGAAACAGCAGGGAAGCCUUUGGGUGAGGAUGGCUGCUGGCUCAUGUGAACACAGGCUGGUCAUAUCGGCUAAUCCUCUUCAUUAGAAAACAGCAGGUGUGUGCGAACGCUGUUAACCUCCAUGACCCCCAAACUAAACCGUGAACUCUCGGAAC
Myripristis murdjan (pinecone soldierfish) is the source of this 5163-nucleotide messenger RNA. RefSeq names its product matrix metallopeptidase 15b (gene mmp15b). The coding region runs from base 579 to 2564 and encodes 661 amino acids. Gene Ontology annotation, biological process: collagen catabolic process; extracellular matrix organization; proteolysis. Lineage: Eukaryota; Metazoa; Chordata; Actinopteri; Holocentriformes; Holocentridae. Gene Ontology annotation, molecular function: metalloendopeptidase activity; zinc ion binding. The record is from RefSeq and is a predicted model, not a curated record. Gene Ontology annotation, cellular component: extracellular matrix. The transcript is spliced from 10 exons.